Passer domesticus (house sparrow) is the source of this 4031-nucleotide messenger RNA. RefSeq names its product ubiquitin specific peptidase 33 (gene USP33). The transcript has 24 exons. The coding region runs from base 264 to 3008 and encodes 914 amino acids. The record is from RefSeq and is a predicted model, not a curated record. Lineage: Eukaryota; Metazoa; Chordata; Aves; Passeriformes; Passeridae. Gene Ontology annotation, molecular function: cysteine-type deubiquitinase activity; zinc ion binding. Gene Ontology annotation, biological process: protein deubiquitination. Gene Ontology annotation, cellular component: cytoplasm.
CGCGGCGGCGUCGCGGCAGCCGCGCCCGCCCGGCCGCGCGUGUGCGGGGCGGCACCGGCGGAGCGGCGGCCCGGGCGCGCCCAGCUCCGCCACGGCAGCCCCGCUGCAGCGCCGCUGUCCCCGCAGGCAAGGGCGACACGCGGGGCUGGUGGCGGCCCGGCUGAGCUCCGCGAUCCGUGCGCGGCGCAUCCUCCCGGCUGCUGCGGUGAUUCCCUGGUGUUGAAAAUUGCAGCUCCAUCAUCUCAGAAAAUACAGCUUCAGCCAUGUCGUCACCCAGCAGCAAUUGCCCACACCUGGAAUCAGUUGGUGAGAUAACAAAGGAGGAAUUGAUACAGAAAUCUCAUGGCACUUGUCAGGACUGUAAAGUCAGAGGACCCAACCUUUGGGCGUGCUUAGAGAACAGGUGUACGUACGUUGGCUGUGGUGAAUCCCACGUUGAUCACAGUACCACCCAUUCCCAGGAGACAAAGCACUGUUUAACUGUCAACCUUACUACUCUCCGUGUUUGGUGUUACGCCUGUAGUAAGGAAGUAUUCCUGGACAGAAAAUUAGGAUCUCAUUCUCCACUACCAAGCACAAGAUUGUCUCAUCAAGCACAAGAAAACAGUGUGCAGGAUUUUAAAAUACCCAGUAAUCCCACACUGAAGAUUCCAUUAGCAGCUGUAUUUGAUGACUUAGAUAUAGAAGUGGAAGAAGAUGAAUUGAAGACCAGAGGUCUAACAGGAUUAAAAAAUAUUGGAAACACUUGUUACAUGAAUGCAGCUUUACAAGCUCUUUCCAACUGCCCACCUUUGACACACUUUUUUCUUGACUGCGGGGGCUUAGCCCGAACAGAUAAGAAACCUGCAAUUUGUAAAAGUUACCUCAAGCUGAUGACAGAACUCUGGCACAAAAGCAGGCCUGGAUCUGUUGUUCCUACUGGUUUAUUUCAAGGAAUUAAAACUGUUAAUCCAAUGUUUCGAGGCUACUCUCAACAGGAUGCACAAGAAUUUUUGCGUUGUCUAAUGGAUUUGCUUCAUGAGGAACUUAAAGAACCAGUUGUAGAACUGGAAGAUGCCCAGCCUAUGAGUGUUGAAGAGAGUAUGGAAGAAGAUAAGAGCCAGUCAGACUUAAGCUUUCAGCCCUGUGAAUCCUGUGGUAACUGUGAGAAAACAGAAAAUGACACAAUUUUCAAACCUGUCUUGGAGGAUCCUGCAGAAACAACCAUGUUAAUUCAGGAUGAUGAUAACAAUUCAGUCACAUCUAAAGACUGGCAGAAAGAAAAAAUAUCAAGCAAUAAACUUAAACGAGCAAAUUCUAUGGAAGACUUGGAAAAAGACACAAACACUGCUUCAGAGACCACUGAAUUUUUAAAUAACCAAGGAACUGUCAAAGUACAGAUACACAGCAGAUUCUCAGAAUACAUCAAUGACGUUCACAUGAAUGACGUGUCUGCAGCCCAAACACCAUCCUCAGUUGAAGGGAUGAACACACGCUUAUCAAACAGCCCUCCAAAAUCAUUCCCAUCGUGCUCUUCACUGGCACAAGUCCACAAAAAAGUUUCAACGGUAUCGUCGCCAAAAAGGAAGAAGCGCAAGAAGUACAGGAGUGUUAUCUCUGAUAUAUUUGAUGGGACUAUAAUAAGUUCAGUCCAGUGCUUGACCUGUGAUCGGCUGUCUGUAACACUGGAGACCUUUCAGGAUCUGUCCUUGCCUAUUCCCGGUAAGGAAGAUCUUGCUAAACUCCAUUCUGCAAGUCAUCAGACGUCUCUAGUCAAGGCAGGGUCAUGUGGAGAAGCAUAUGCCCCCCAGGGAUGGAUAGCCUUUUUUAUGGAAUACUUCAAAAGAUGUUUCAGGUUUGUUGUCUCAUGUGUUCCUAGCUGGUUUUGGGGUCCAGUUGUAACCUUACAAGAUUGUCUUGCUGCCUUUUUCGCCAGAGAUGAGCUUAAGGGUGAUAACAUGUACAGCUGUGGAAGGUGUAAAAAGUUAAGAAAUGGAGUGAAAUUCUGCAAAGUCCAAAAAUUUCCUGAGAUCCUGUGCAUUCAUCUCAAAAGAUUUAGACAUGAACUCAUGUUUUCCACAAAAAUUGGGACCCAUGUGUCUUUUCCCUUGGAAGGCCUUGACCUUCAGCCUUUCCUUGCAAAGGACAGUCCAGCUCAAAUCGUGACUUACGAUCUCCUGUCUGUCAUCUGCCACCAUGGAACUGCCAGCAGUGGACAUUAUAUAGCUUAUUGUCGCAACAAUUUAAAUAACUUGUGGUAUGAAUUUGAUGACCAGAGUGUCACAGAAGUAUCCGAAUCCACAGUACAAAAUGCAGAAGCUUAUGUUCUCUUCUACAGAAAGAGCAGUGAAGAAGCACAGAGAGAGAGGCGGAGGAUAUCAGGGCUGCUGAACAUGAUGGAACCCAGUCUCCUGCAGUUCUAUGUUUCCAGGCAGUGGUUAAAUAAAUUCAAGACUUUUGCAGAGCCGGGACCAAUUUCAAAUAAUGACUUUCUCUGUAUGCAUGGAGGUGUUCCUCCACACAAAGCUAACUUCAUAGAGGACCUUGUUGUAAUGCUACCUCAAAAUAUAUGGGACAAUCUGUAUAGCAGAUACGGAGGAGGACCAGCUGUUAACCAUCUGUAUGUUUGUCACACCUGCCAAAUAGAGUCUGAAAGAAUUGAAAAAAGAAGGAAAAAUGAAUUGGAAAUGUUUAUACGGCUUAAUAGAGCAUUCCAAGAAGAAGAAUCUCCAUCAACGUUUUACUGCAUCAGCAUGCACUGGUUCAGAGAAUGGGAAGGCUUUGUAAAGGGUAAAGACAGUGAUCCUCCUGGCCCCAUUGAUAAUGCUAAGAUUGCAGUAACAAAAUGUGGCAAUGCUGUGCUGAAACAAGGUGCAGAUUCUGGACAAAUAUCAGAAGAAACAUGGAAUUUUCUUCAGUCAAUCUAUGGUGGAGGUCCAGAGAUUAUACUCAGACCACCUGUUCCUCCAGUAGAACCUGAUAUAUUGCAAACAGAAGAGAAGAUUGAAUUAGAAACUCAUGGUCUGUAGCUAUUGAGAAAAAGAUGAACUUGUAAGGAAUCCAGCUUCCUUACAAAAUGCCCAAAACACAUUCCUAAAAGUUUUAUUCUCUUAUGUCUGUUGGAGGCACAGCUCACUGGGCAUUGCAUUAACUACAGAAUAGUAAGUUGAAAUAUGUAUUGCAAUUUGUUUAAAUAGCAACUGUUUCUCUGUUUUGGAAGGCAUGUGGUUUGUACAUUUUGGAAUGUUUGGUCCAUGGGAAAAAUGUAAUUUCUGAAUUUUUUGCUAAAACUCAAAAUCCUAUUAUAUCCUUAGACUUGAAAAACAGGGACAAAUUUGAGAUGUUCAGUAACUCUUCUGGUUCCUGAUUGGGCUUCUGAUAUCUACGAACUUUUGCCUGUCUUAAUUGUACAGUCUUGACAAGCGUGGGUAUGUGAGGAGUAUAUUUUAAAUGGACUGUAAUCAAAGAUAAAGAAAAAGGAUUUUCAUUUCCUAAAUGCUCAGGAAAAAAUUGUCUCUUACUUUGCACUGUAAGUAUAUGAAAUGGGUAUUAUAUAACAUCCAAAUACUUAUUGUAUUUGAGUGGCUUAAAUAUUAGGAUAAUGGUUUAGUCAGCAAAUGUCAUAACUUAUUACUACUAAAUUUUACAUCUUAUUAUAGUCUUCUGUAACUCUAUAUACCUGGCUAGUGUCUUUAAUAGUAUAUGUGGCAAAAAGAUUUAGUCUUCUCUAGGGUAACAUUUGAGAGCAUGAAGUGUGAAAUGUAAAAUUACUAUGGACAUGAGUGAUAUAAAUUUCAGAAAAUUAAAUUGUCUGGUCUCUUGAAUUACAUUCAUAAGCAUUUAUAUUUGAAGGAUUUUACUGUAUUGUUAAACAGUUUCAUUGGCAUGAUGACCUUUAAUGUCAGAAGCUGGAUAAAAUGUAUAUAUUGCAAAACUUUAUUGAAUGAUUCAUAUUGGAAUGCAGAAUGACACUUGCUCAUGUUUUUGCCUGAUAUUGUUACCAAAUAAUAAGCAGCAUUAUUCAAGACUGGAUCAAUAAAAAAACAAACAAA